GUUGGGAAGCCAUUGAACAUUCACCAUUUGUUCCUCAUCCUCUCUGAUUCUUUCCAAUACUCUCACCACAAUCAUGGCAAAAGAAAAGGUCUGUCUGGCUUACUCGGGCGGCUUGGACACCAGCUGCAUCCUGCAAUACCUCCUCGAUGAGGGCUACGAAGUCAUUGCCUUCAUGGCCGAUGUCGGGCAGGAGGAAGACUUCGAGGCCGCGAAAGCAAAGGCUCUGAAGAUCGGCGCCAGCAAGUGCUACAUUGAGGAUCUCCGAAGGGAGUUCAUCGAGGAGCUGUGCUACCCUGCCAUUGCGUGCAAUGCCAUCUACGAGAACGUCUACCUUCUCGGCACCUCUCUCGCCCGGCCCGUUAUUGCUCGCGCGCAGAUCGCCGUUGCGCAGAAGGAAGGCUGCGUUGCUGUCUCUCACGGCUGCACGGGCAAAGGCAAUGAUCAAGUCCGCUUCGAGCUUGCGUUCUACGCCUUGCAGCCGACCAUCCGCGUCAUUGCUCCCUGGCGAGACCCGGUCUUCUACAACCGCUUCAAGGGCCGAAACGACCUGCUCGACUACGCCGCCCAAAAGGGCAUCCCCGUCACAAGCACCAAGAGCCAACCGUGGAGCAUGGACGAGAACCUUGCGCACUGCAGCUACGAAGCCGGCAUCCUCGAAGAUCCCAACACUACUCCGCCUGAAGCAAUGUGGAAAUUGACCGUCGAUCCCAUCAAAGCCCCCGAUGCCCCCGAAGACUUCACCCUCAUCUUCGAAAAAGGCCUCCCUGUCAAACUCGAAUACGACAACGGCAAGAAGUCCGCCACCGACCCUGUCGACCUCUUCCUCACCGCAAACACGAUCGCUCGCCGCCACGGUGUGGGCCGUAUCGACAUUGUCGAGAACCGCUUCAUCGGCCUCAAAUCCCGCGGAUGCUACGAGACUCCUGGGCUGACAAUGCUUCGCUCCGCUCACGUCGAUCUCGAAGGGCUGGUCAUGGACCGUGAAGUUCGCGCGCUGCGAGACCAAUUCCUCACCUUCAACUACGCCAAACUCCUCUACAACGGUCUGUACUUCUCACCGGAGCGUGAGUUCCUCGAAGACAGCAUCACCGCGUCGCAGAAGCAUGUCAACGGGGCUGUGCGAUGCCGCGCAUACAAGGGCAUGUUCAGCGUACUGGGCAGGUGGAGUGACACGGAGAAGUUGUACGAUGAGUCGGAGAGCUCAAUGGACGAGAUUGGCGACUUCGCCCCGACCGACACGACGGGCUUCAUUGCUAUCCAGGCCAUCAGGUUGAAGAAGUACGGCAAGGCGAAGCAGGCGAGUGGCGUGGAUCUGGUGAACGGCAAGUAAGGGGAACCUACAGGGUGCUUGAUGAGUGCAAUUCGUUCCAGCAAAGGCGUUGGUGCUUGUCAAUUUCCUCCCGAAAUGACGAUAUAGACAAUCGCUUCGCAAUAGAACAAAACAAAUUUCUACA
Molecule: messenger RNA, 1454 nt
Organism: Neohortaea acidophila
Lineage: Eukaryota; Fungi; Ascomycota; Dothideomycetes; Mycosphaerellales; Teratosphaeriaceae
Product: argininosuccinate synthase
Exons: 1
Coding region: 74-1330 (418 amino acids)
Biological process (GO): L-arginine biosynthetic process; urea cycle
Cellular component (GO): cytoplasm
Molecular function (GO): ATP binding; argininosuccinate synthase activity
Source: RefSeq, a predicted model, not a curated record